AUGUGCCAGCACGACGAAGUUGGUCAGAACGGUUGGACAAGUACACCCGCAAAUGCCGGUGUCAUUUUCGGCGAUCGACCAUUCAUCAACGAGCCCAAGCCUUUGUCAUUUACAGAGAUCGAAUUUCCUCAUGCCGACCCUGUCGUCAAAAAGACUUAUGACUACGCAAAGGCAGCUCUUCAUGCCGAGACUUUCAAUCACUCCAUGCGAGUGUAUCAUUAUGGAAUCGCCAUCACAAGGCAGCAGUUCCCUGGCCAAGCCUCUGUGCUCAACCCAGCAACUUGGGCUUUGACUUGCUUGCUGCACGAUAUCGGUACUGCCGAGGAAAACCUCACUGCAACCCGCAUGUCCUUCGAUCUGUAUGGAGGAAUCAAAGCCUUACAGAUACUCAAGGACUUGGGAGCGACGACCGACCAAGCCGAGGCCGUUUCCGAGGCCAUUAUUCGACACCAAGACAUGGGUGUGGAUGGAACCAUUACAUUUAUCGGUCAGCUGAUUCAAUUGGCUACCACCUACGAUAACACCGGGGUUCAUCCUCAUGUCAAAGAUUUUGGGAAGCUGAUUCAUGAUGUUACGCGCAAGGAGAUCAAUGAGGCCUUCCCGCGCUCAAAGUGGUGCUCAUUCUUCUCGAAAACCAUAGAGAAGGAGGAGAACAUUAAGCCUUGGUGCCACUCGACUCAUCUGGUCGACUUUGCCAAGGAAAUCAGCGCCAAUACGCUGAUGAAGGAGUGGGAGUGA
Molecule: messenger RNA, 738 nt
Organism: Clonostachys rhizophaga
Lineage: Eukaryota; Fungi; Ascomycota; Sordariomycetes; Hypocreales; Bionectriaceae
Source: the annotation of a GenBank genome assembly